Messenger RNA from Drosophila erecta, 1495 nucleotides. RefSeq names its product gram-negative bacteria-binding protein 2. Gene Ontology annotation, molecular function: carbohydrate binding; hydrolase activity, hydrolyzing O-glycosyl compounds. The coding region runs from base 105 to 1490 and encodes 461 amino acids. The record is from RefSeq and is a predicted model, not a curated record. Gene Ontology annotation, biological process: carbohydrate metabolic process. NCBI's taxonomy places the organism in Eukaryota, Metazoa, Arthropoda, Insecta, Diptera, Drosophilidae. The transcript is spliced from 5 exons.
AAUAUUUUCAAUCUGAUGCAGCAGUUCCAGCGCACAGCUUCUCAGAUUAAUACUUUAAUCGCAUUCUAGUUAGUACACAUAUUAAGAGCGAUUAAAACUGCGUCAUGAGGUGGGCAACUCUGCCAUGUUUAUUGUUGCUGAUAUGCAGCAAUGAAAUCUUUAGUUUUAAAGUUCCAAGUAUUGAUUUUGAAAUGCUAAGAGAUGAAGGAUUCGAGGUGUCCAUACCAGAUGAACCUGGCAUACUGCGGGUUUUCUACAUGUUCCAAAUAGACGACACUUGUCCCGCUCUAAUGGACUACAUCACGGAGGCAGUGAACGGAAGUUGGGUAUCCAGGCAGAAGAUGAGUCUGCAGAAUAACGACAAGCUGCAGAUAUCUAUGCUGGUGCAGUUUAAUGAGGAGAUCUUUGAAAAGAGCGAGACCAGGGUGAUCCUAAACACCCGUCUACUGACCACCAAAGACUCCAGCUCGCGAAGCAUAACCUUCCUUUCAGGAGAGGCUGAGUGUCAGGCAUACCUAGCUCCUGCACAGCAAGUCAAACGCUGCAAGCCCGCCCAAACGAUAGUGAGCAAUGGACGCCAGACUUGCCAGGGUGAACUCAUCUUCGAGGACAACUUCUCGGAGGCGCAGCUGAACAAGACCACCUGGAAACAUGACAUUCGACAGCGAAUGUACCACGUGGAGGAGGAGCUGGUGGCCUUUGACGAUGCCGCACGAAACUCCUUUGUAAAGGAAGGCGAGCUCCACAUCGUGCCCACUAUUGCCUCCGAGGUUUCCGAUGGCAGCUUCAUGCUGGGCGAUCGCUGUACGGCCGUCGAAAGUCCGGAGCAGGAGUGCAGCAUUGCGCACGGCAUCUUCUAUAGCAUCAAACCGCCAGUUUUCUCCGCUCAAAUUCACACCAGGAACUCAUUCAGUUUCAAAUUUGGCAAAAUCGUCGUGCGGGCCAAGUUGCCAAAAGGAGAUUGGCUUUUUCCCUAUCUGAUGCUUCAACCGGUUUCCACUUACGCGGAGACCCACUUUGCCAAACAACUGAGAAUUGCAUAUGCCCGAGGUAAUGCCAAUUUGAGAACCAAACAAGGCGAUGAUAUUUCCGGGAACCACUUAUAUGGCGGUGGUGUAGUCUGGCACCACGGCAAUGCGGUCCAGUUCCUCAAGGACAAAAUAAGCAACGCCCACUACGGAGACGAUUUUCACAACUAUACCAUGAUCUGGCAGCGGGAUAAGAUAACCCUGAUGGUGGACGAGGAGGUUUAUGGGGAGCUGUACGACGGACUGUCAUUCUUCAACGAGAAGUGCUUUAUUAUUUUUGGCGUUACAGUGGGAGGCUUCCUGAACUUCGACGACAGUGUACUGGCCAAGGAUGUCAAGCCCUAUAAAAACAGGGAGCCGCGGGCUGCCCUCUCAUUUUGGCAGCACCGCGAUUCUUGGGCACCCACCUGGGGAAGGCAGAGUGCGAUGAUAGUAGAUUAUGUUAGGGUUUAUGCGGAAUAACCGGA